This is a messenger RNA of Paramuricea clavata, 909 nucleotides long. The record is from the annotation of a GenBank genome assembly. Lineage: Eukaryota; Metazoa; Cnidaria; Anthozoa; Malacalcyonacea; Plexauridae.
AUGUUUCGAAGAUAUAUUGGCGGCGGUGUUUGUGCAAGUCAGGCAAGGAUGGACGGGAAGACAGUCCUCAUCACAGGUGCUAAUGCUGGCAUUGGUAAAGAAACUGCGAUAGAUUUAGCAAGACGAGGUGCUCGAGUAAUCAUGGCGUGUCGUGAUAUGAAGAGAGGAGAAGAUGCUUUAAAUGAUGUCGCUGAGAAGACCGGCAGUUCCAAGUUGGUUUUAAAACAGCUUGACCUUGCAUCCCUCGCGUCUGUCCGUGCAUUGGCAGAAGAUAUCAACAAGACCGAGCCUGAGUUACAUGUCUUGAUCAACAAUGCUGGAGUGAUGGUUCCAUCAGAGCUUCAGAAGACCCAAGAUGACUUUGAAAUGCAGAUGGGAGUGAACCACCUUGGACAUUUCUUGCUCACAAACUUACUUAUUGACCUAUUAAAAUCAUCUCAGCCGUCCCGUAUUGUUCUGGUGUCGUCUUCGGCGCAUUCCCAGACAACGUCUUCAUCUUUCAACUUUGAUAAUAUUAACAGUGAGAAGUAUUAUAGAAAAUGGGAUGCAUAUGGUCAAAGUAAACUGGCAAUUGUCCUGUUCGCGAGAGAGUUGGCAAAGCGUUUGGAAGGCACUGGUGUAACAGCCAAUUCACUUCAUCCCGGUGCAAUCCAAACUGAGCUACAACGCAAUCUUGGCACGAUCGAGUCAAUAGCUAUGCGAAUUAUGUUUCUAUUUUUCAAGACUCCCACGGAAGGAGCGCAAACAAAUAUUCAUUUGGCAGUUUGUGAGGAGGUCGAAGGUGUGAGUGGCUUGUAUUUUGCUGAUUGUAAAGUGAAGGAGCCAUCAAGAGGAGCUCAAGAUGACGAAGUAGCCAAGAAAUUGUGGGAAAUCAGCGCUCAGCUUGUAGGACUGGAUACCACUAUUUGA